AUGGAUGACGGGACGCGAAUUCCGGAGGAUGUCGAGGUAUUCCUUCGCGCUGCACGGGCGAAGGAUACCUUCAAAUGCGCCGAACUUCUAAAAGAAACUCCUAGUCUUAUCAACUCCGUAGAGGCAGGCGGAUUUUCGGCGCUUCACUUUGCCGCAUUUAAUGGCGAUCUCGAGAUGAUUCGCAUUUUGCUUGAGUUCAAGCCAAACCUGGAACUGAGGAACUAUGAUAACAAUACUCCGUUAAUUAUGGCCGCGAAGGGUCAUCAGAAUUCUGCCAUCAAACUGUUGGUGGAUGCAGGCGCUGAGGUGAACCUCAGAACGCCUACGGGCGGAACGGCAGCACACUUUGCGGCUUCAAUGGGUUAUGUGGACACUGUUCGCUGUUUGGUGGAGCUUGGUGCGGAUGUUAUGCAUGAGGACAGCGAAACGGGAACACUGCUCCAUUGGGCCGCUCACUCUGGAGAUAUUAACUGCAUUGGAGAAAUGAUUUAUGGAUUCAAGAUUCCGAUUAACGUAAAGGACGCCCAUGGUGGAACGGCGCUUUUUACUGCUUUAUUCAUGAAGAAGUUUGAGGCGGUGGAAUUUCUCCUUGAACACGGUGCGGAUCCGCGGGUGAUGAUUGAGGGGGACAAAUCCACACCGCUUCAUAUCGCUGUGGAACACGCGAAUACGGAAUGCGUGAAGCUUCUUUUGGUUUUUGGUGCCGAUCCUCACGUGGCGAAUACAAGUGGCGAGACGCCCACCUCCCUUGCAGAGAAGGCUAAGAAUAAUAGCGCGCUCCGGGAGCUGAUGAAGCCCAUGCUCAGUGAGGAAAAGCGAAAAGAGGAGGCCGCACGCUUUAAGACUCAAGGAAAUAAAGUCUUUGAGGGAGGUGAGAACGUAAAAGCUGCCAAGUUCUAUACCCUAGCCAUUCACCUCGACAGUACGAAUCAUGUUUUCUUCAGCAACCGGGCGGCAGCCUAUUUUAACCAGCGCUACUACAACGGAGCGUACUGGGACUCGCUUCGCUGCAUCUCAUUGGCCCCCGACUGGCCAAAGGGAUAUUUCCGAAAGGCUGCGACGGAGCUCGCCAUGAAGAAGGCGGAUGAGGCGCUACAAACGUGCGAGCGGGGUCUGCGCCUGGAUCCCAAAAACAAAGAUCUUUUGACAAUAAAGGAAGAGGCCCGUCGACAGAGAAACAAAUGA
Trypanosoma cruzi is the source of this 1185-nucleotide messenger RNA. RefSeq lists its product as uncharacterized. The transcript has a single exon. The record is from RefSeq and is a predicted model, not a curated record. Lineage: Eukaryota; Euglenozoa; Kinetoplastea; Trypanosomatida; Trypanosomatidae. The coding region runs from base 1 to 1185 and encodes 394 amino acids. Gene Ontology annotation, molecular function: protein binding.